CUCUUUCGCUCAGGCACUGCCAGUCUGCCCAGGAGGCGGAGAUAUCUGUGGCUUAAGGAGAUACAGAAACUGCAGAAGAACACAGACCUCUUGCUGAGGAAGAAGCCUUUCAGCCUCGUUGUAAGAGAAAUCUGUGGGAAAUUCAGUCGUGGUGUGGAUUUAUUUUGGCAAGCCCAGGCCUUGUUGGCCCUUCAAGAGGCAGCAGAAGCGUUUCUAGUUCACCUCUUUGAGGACGCCUAUCUCCUCUCCUUACAUGCUGGCCGAGUCACUCUUUUCCCCAAGGAUAUACAGCUGACCAGGAGGAUCCGAGGCAUCGAGGGAGGACUCGGCUGAGCCGGCGGUGUCCAGACGAUACCUGGGACCUUCUGGAGGCUCAGCUAGUCCAGUGGUGUCUGAGGAGCUGCCUGGUUUGGCUGGUUUUGAGCAGCAUGUACACAUUAACCUUUAAACUUUCUAGAAGACAAGGCUGUGUGGCUUUCCCCUCUGACAGGAAG
Acomys russatus (golden spiny mouse) is the source of this 494-nucleotide messenger RNA. It is a transcript of the gene Cenpa, whose product is annotated as centromere protein A. The transcript is spliced from 4 exons. Gene Ontology annotation, molecular function: DNA binding; protein heterodimerization activity; structural constituent of chromatin. NCBI's taxonomy places the organism in Eukaryota, Metazoa, Chordata, Mammalia, Rodentia, Muridae. The annotation marks the transcript as partial. Gene Ontology annotation, cellular component: nucleosome. The record is from RefSeq and is a predicted model, not a curated record.